This is a messenger RNA of Gordionus sp. m RMFG-2023, 2130 nucleotides long. RefSeq names its product serine/threonine-protein phosphatase 2A 56 kDa regulatory subunit gamma isoform-like. Gene Ontology annotation, biological process: protein dephosphorylation; signal transduction. Gene Ontology annotation, molecular function: protein phosphatase activator activity. The transcript is spliced from 13 exons. NCBI's taxonomy places the organism in Eukaryota, Metazoa, Nematomorpha, Gordioida, Chordodea, Parachordodidae. Gene Ontology annotation, cellular component: cytosol; nucleus; protein phosphatase type 2A complex. The record is from RefSeq and is a predicted model, not a curated record. The coding region runs from base 71 to 1813 and encodes 580 amino acids.
CUAGGUAAGUUUAAAAAAUCAAGACCCUAAAUGCAAAACUAUGAUUGAAUAAAAAAAUUCUUUUCCUGCAAUGGUAAUCAUUAUGAAUGAAGAUUAUUCGUCGGAAUCAAACGAAAAGGGAAAUGAAUUAGUUAAAUUGCCUCUAAUUAAAGAAUUGAGUGAUUCACAAGAAAUUGAGAAAUUAUUUUUGCAGAAGCUUGAUCAAUGUUGUGCUUUGUUUGAUUUUACCUAUGAUCCAUUAAGUGAUAUCAAGAGUAAAGAGAUAAAAAGGAUGGCACUUAAUGAAUUAGUUGAAUAUGUUGUAGACAACAAUGAUUCUAUAACUGAAAUAAUUUACCCAAAACUUAUUGACAUGUUUAAAAUAAAUGCUUUUCGAACAUUACCUCCUUCAUCAAACCCACAUGGGGCUGAAUUUGAUCCAGAUGAAGAUGAACCAGCUUUAGAACCUUCUUGGCCUCAUCUACAAAUUGUUUAUGAAUUGUUACUGAGAUUUUUGGAAUAUAAUGAUUUUCAGAUAAACAUUGCAAAGCAUUAUUUGGACCAGCCCUUCAUACUCAAAUUGUUGGAGCUAUUCGAUAGCGAAGAUCCUAGAGAAAGGGAUUUUCUCAAAACUAUUCUCCAUAGGAUUUACGGAAAAUUCUUGGGUCUAAGAGCUUACAUCAGAACCCAGAUCAAUAAUAUAUUCUACAGGUUCAUAUACGAACAAGAAAUGCAUAACGGGAUAGCCGAAUUACUAGAAAUAUUAGGCAGCAUAAUAAAUGGGUUCGCUCUGCCCCUCAAACCAGAACACAAACAAUUUCUCCUUAGGGUUUUGCUCCCUUUACACAAGGCUAAAAGUUUAUGCUUUUACCACCCUCAACUUACUUAUUGCGUUGUUCAAUUCUUGGAAAAGGAUUCAACUCUCACAGAAUCGGUUGUAAAUGGUUUGCUCAAAUUCUGGCCCAAGAUUCACUCGCCUAAAGAAGUUAUGUUUCUUAACGAGUUGGAAGAAAUUUUGGACGUCGUUGAACCGGUUGAAUUCACAAAAAUCCAGGCUCCUCUAUUCAGUCAAUUAGCUAAAUGUGUGUCCAGUCCUCACUUUCAAGUCGCCGAACGAGCCUUAUAUUUUUGGAAUAACGAAUAUAUCAUGAGUUUGGUCAGCGAUAACGUUACCGGCAUAUUGCCGCUCAUGUUUCCUAGCCUAUACAAAAAUUCAAAAACUCACUGGAAUAAGACAAUAAACGGAUUGAUAUAUAACGCCUUGAAAUUAUUUAUGGAAAUGAAUCAAAUGUUGUUCGAAGAAUGCACCAAAAAAUACGAACUAGCCCUUCAAUACGAAAUAGACAAAGAGGAAAGAAAGCGCACAGCCUGGACCCUUAUCAAAGAAAAAGCUAAAAUGAAUCCCAAAUAUCAACAUUACAGUGAUUCCUUGUCAAUAGAGGACGAUAUCAAGAACUGCUUGACCGUCAAUUCGCGAGAUUCCAAAAUCAACGGGUUUCAUUCCGCAUAUCAUGACACGAAUUGCUCAGCGAACGAUGAUACGGAAGGUUUUCUCCCAUCCGAUACAAAUUACGUCAAAGGUGUUGACACGAAUAAUGUCGAUGAUUGUAACAAACAACAAGGAAAUAUUCCUCUAAACUCUACCAACAAUACUAUUACACAGAGUAAUAACAAAGACUUCCUACAAAAAUAUUCUCACCCGUUUAAUAAUAAUAUGGCAAUGCUGGAUGUUGGCGAUAUAGGAUCCUACGACGAAUCAGCGAUUGGUAAAAAUCGUAAUGAAUCGAUUCGUAACGAGACAUUCAAUUCUCCUCAAACUGUGGAAAAUGGAUGAGAAUUUUAAUGAAUUUUAUUACAGUACGAGAUUAUACGAAAAAAUAUACUAUAAUACUAAUUUUAAGCCCUAAUAUAAUACACAUACUUAAAUCGAUUAUAUAAAUUUAAGAAUCUACUUAUAUAAAUUUUUAUUAUGUAAAAUACUAUUUGUUUUUUUUUACAACACAGUGAUUGUAAGUAGAGGAACACAAAUUUUUAUAAUAUUGUAUUUAAUUUAUUUUUUUUAAAAAAACCAUUUAUUUUAAAUAUAGUAAAAAAAAUAUAUUGAAUUAUUUAUAAUAAAUUUUAAUUUUGUAUAUAGAUAAAUUAUAUACA